Messenger RNA from Ostrinia furnacalis (Asian corn borer), 9623 nucleotides. RefSeq names its product Calmodulin-binding transcription activator (gene Camta). Gene Ontology annotation, cellular component: nucleus. Lineage: Eukaryota; Metazoa; Arthropoda; Insecta; Lepidoptera; Crambidae. Bases 12 to 3545 code for a protein of 1177 amino acids. The record is from RefSeq and is a predicted model, not a curated record. The transcript is spliced from 20 exons. Gene Ontology annotation, molecular function: double-stranded DNA binding; protein binding; transcription coregulator activity. Gene Ontology annotation, biological process: regulation of transcription by RNA polymerase II.
AAAGCGGCUCGAUGCUGCUGUACAGCCGGAAGAAGGUCAGGUACCGAAGAGACGGGUACUGCUGGAAGAAGAGGAAAGACGGCAAGACCACCCGCGAAGACCACAUGAAGCUCAAGGUCCAGGGGACUGAGUGCAUCUACGGUUGCUACGUGCACUCCGCCAUCCUGCCCACCUUCCAUCGACGGUGCUACUGGUUGUUGCAGAACCCGGACAUAGUCCUGGUGCAUUACCUGAAUGUGCCGUACCCGGACGACAACAAGCUGGCGACGGUGGCGCCGAGCCUGGCGCUGUGGGCGGACAAGAAGGAGUGGACGAAGGACGAGCUUGUUAGCCAGCUGAAACCUAUGUUUUUCAGCGAAGAUGAGCCGGACAUCAACAGCGACCUGGAAAUUUCAGGAAAAAUGUUUCAGACAGCGGAAACGGUGGAAGCCAUCGUCGGUCAGCUGAUGGAAAAGCAACGGGCGGCCAGAGCCGCGGCCCUGGCCAGGCAACUGGAAUGCGGCUGUCCGGACUCUACCUGCCAAGACUCCAGGACUUGCGCGCACCCACUGCGGCGCAUCCAAGCGGCUAAGCCACCACCGUCAGACCACCACGUCUCGUCCACUACUGGCCCGUCACCGCGACCGAUGUCCCAACCUCCCAGACAAUACACCAGAGAUCACAGAACUUCACAACAAUCAGCGUCACCGUUACUUCUAUCCCUAGGUCAAAUACAAGGAGGCGGUGGUCUUCUAAUCCUAAAUGGAACAAGCAAUACCACACAACAACAUUCCUCCCUAGUAUCACCUCUAUCAGUGACGUCAUUUGUCUGUGAAGAACCCAGAGACAGGUACCGACAGCAGUACAAACCGACUUUUGUUCUGAAAAGGGAAGUACCUGACACUCCGACUCCAUGUCGUCAAAAUUCAGACUCCACUUUUGAAGUGGAAAGUCAAGUAGAAGAAAAAAUAGAGGUAGAGACUUUUGAAACAAAAAUAAAAAUAGAGCCUAGGACUAGAAAUCAGAUGAUUGCCAGCGCACCGGCCACGCCGUCUCGGUAUCCUGACCUGGUGGAGCGAUUAGAGAGUAAGGUUUUUACAGAUAACUGUGAUGAUACGUUAGUAUUACUUGGAACUGAUGGAAAUUUAGGGUCUAGUGGAUUUUUCGAUGAAACAUUGGAAUUGUCGCAUGAAGACAUACAGAAGACGCUAUCAGCGAAUAUGCCUUCGUGUGAACUAAAUAGGAGUGGAGUGAGAUCUUCUGAUACGGCCAAUGUUAUGGUCUCAGGAAUUGAUACCAUGGACUUUAUUGAAAGCUGCGAGGCAGUUGCUUCACCCACCCAUGUUGUAGAUGAUAAUGUUUUUGUGAAUCUGGACGCUUUUGAUAUGCUUGGUGAUUUUCCGGAACUAGAGGUAUUGGAUCCUAGUUCAAUAUCAACGAAUCCAGUGCCGAGUUGUGGCAAGUCGCCCCCCGCCGAAGAAAGUGAGAAGAUGCAAACGGAAUGCAGCAACGAAGGAACUCUGAGCAUCACCGACUAUUCUCCCGAAUGGGCGUACCCUGAAGGAGGAGCCAAGGUCCUAGUGGCGGGCCCUUGGACAGAGUCGUCCGAUCAGUAUACGGUGCUCUUUGACAACUUCCCCGUACCGUCGAUAUUGGUGCAGAAUGGACUACUGAGGUGCUAUUGUCCAGCUCAUGAAGCCGGCCUAGCAGCGAUGCAAGUCGCUCGCGGCGGCCGGGUGGUCUCUGAUACAGUGGUAUUCGAGUACAAAGCCGGUCCAGCUCCGGCGCCGUCAUCGCCCGCGUCCGCGCCGCUGCCAUCGCUGGACUUUAGGCGUUUUACGCUGCUGCAGCGCUUGCAGCGGCUGCAUGGACGGCUGCAGAUCAAGAGCGAGCCGAUGGAUGACAACAAUCAGAUAGAUGAGGUCCAACUGUACUCGAACCCAAAAUUUGAAGAGCGGCUGGUCUCCUUCUGUCGAUCACUAAGCGCCCGUUCCACGGGUACUUCCGAGGGUUUCACCACGGAGCCUGGUGAAGAUGGCUCGUCCGUCCUCCACCUGGCUGCAGCAUUAGGAUAUACCAAGCUGACGACAGCGCUACUGAGGUGGAAGCAGGAUGACAGCAGUCUGGCGCUGGAGAAAGAAGUCAAUUUGGGGGCGAGGGAUGUUGAUAAUAAUACGCCUUUGAUGCUGGCAAGUGCCGCCGGUCACGUAGAAACAGCUGUUGUCUUGGCUAGGUGGUCGGCCGGAACUCGAUGCGAGGCGGGUGCCAGACAGGCCGCUGCCGCUGCCCGGCGCUCCGGGCACUCCAAGCUAGCUGCCUUGCUGGACAGGAUACACCCUCCACCGAGAGACGGAGUGUUUCUGAGGCCACAUAGUUUAUCCCAGAAAGGGCGAACGGGCAGUUUGGAGAGCAACCUUGUCAAAAGGCCCUCUAUAGAUAGCGGAAUCAACAUGGCGGACGCGUUCAGAUCCAGCUCGGCUAUCGAUAAAUCUGAGUCUAGCUCAGCUAGGUGGGAACGCAGCAUGUCACUGCCUCUUGAUUCCGACACUUCCGAAGACAGUCUGGGAGACUCAAAGAUCGGGAGACGCAUGGACUUGGCUCUUUGCGAGACCGCGUGGCGACGCGCGGCCAGCCCGCUCAUAGACGUGGAGGCGCUGUCGGACACCUCGCCCCCCGCCAGCCCGCCCCCGCCGCCGCCCCAAGGGGAGCAGGAUGACAGAGUGUUCACGUUGGCCGAGCAAAUCAUCGCUGCGAUGCCAGAGAGGAUAAAAAACGAAAGCUCGUCGUUGCUGUCGGGCUGCGGGCUCGAGGGCGGCGGGGGCAACGGCGAGGACACGCUCAUGGUCCCGCUGCUCGAUGACGCCACCACCUUCAACACCGAGUUCAGCUUUGAGUUCUGCGACAAUACUUACAGGUAUUGCGGUGGAUCGACUCCCUCAUCAGGAUCCGUAUCUCCCGGGUCCGCGUUGUCGCCCCCACCGCCGUCUCCCAGGCCCGCUAUCAACGCGGCCCCGUCUGCUACACUGCAGGAGUUCCUGAACGCUACCACGCAUUUCUCCAGUCUUACACUAAAUGACCGAGAACAGCGCGAGCUAUACUCGGCGGCCAUCACGAUACAGAAGGCGUACCGGCAGUACCGAGGCCGGCAGUUACAGCGGCGCGCCGCCGCCGCCGCCAUCACUAUACAGAACUGCUACCGGCGGUACAAACAGUUUGCGUACUUGAAGCAGAUGCACGCGGCGGCCACGGUGAUCCAGCGCGGGUACCGCACCAUGCGCGCGCGCCGUCUCGCCUCCACGCCCAUCAAGAGGACAUAUUCACAGAGGCGUCAAAACCAAGCCGCGAGGAAGAUUCAGCAGUUCAUGAGACAAUCUAAAAUCAAGUUGCAGAGCGCACGAGCCGAAAGCGUGAGGGCGGCCCUGCGGUCGCCGGCUGCCCUCCCAAGCUCAUCGCCGCGCAUCACCAGUACACCACCCACGCCCAAUAGGGUCGUCGAUUAUCUAGCUCCGCAAUCACCAAUGAAUGCAGACGAAGACCUACUUCUAGAGUUGCUGUUCAGAAUGUGAGGAGCCUAGAUACGACUCCCACGGUGUGGAUACUAUUCAUUUGAAAGAGAUUAGCACAGUUCAAGUGUCCGAUUUUGUUCCUUUCGCAACAUCUUUGAUUGUAAGUUGGUAUUUAAUUUGUUGUUCGAAUAUUUGCUUUAUAAGAACCUACAUUUACAAUUUGAAAAUGUUCACCUUCGUUACAAAAUUUUAGUUCAUCAAAAACUUUGACUGCCUCCGUUACACAAACGAUCUUAUUUCAAGGACACACCUUUCCUUUUCUAAUAACGUAGUCAAUUGAGAACACUGUAUCUACUUACUGCUACUUGAACCUAAUUCAAGCUUAUUUUUAAGCGUAUAUUUUCAACUGUUCUCUAGAACAUUCCAAAGCAGGUUUCUUCUUAGAGUUGUGAGAUAACUCGGGCCUUGUCUACUUAAAUUUUAACCUGUCGUUUUGUAAUAGCCAUUAUAAUAAUGAUUAAUACAAAAGUUUUGACUUUCACAAACACGAAAUCUAUUCAAAUUCUUGUCUUUGUUUAGUUUUGUAGAUCUAUCUGUUUCCUUUAAAAUGACUUGUUCAGAGUUUGGAUUCGAUUUUUCUUUAUUUUAAACUCUUCAGGUCAUAGACAGGGUUAUAUUUAGUAUAAAUUUUAUCGUAUUUGUAUUAUAUUUUCAUAAUGUAUUUUUGAGACAUUUGUUUAGGACAUUUAUUGGAAUCAUAAUAUUUUUGAAAACUCUAAAUUGGAUGUAAAGUAAUUUAUCUAGAUCAUCAACGUAUUGGCUGAUUUUUCUUAUAAAAAUGAAAAAUGUCGAAUCAAUUCCACGUAAUCUAAAAUGGGUCAGUAAAGUUUGGCUAUUAAGUUUAGUUUAUUUGCUAAUGAUUUCAAUGGUUACCUUCCUAAACUAAAACGUUUAGGCGUUUCGUUGGUUAUUUUGCUUACGACAUUAGAGGAUCAAGUCAAAACUUGGAUUCUUGAUUCCAUUGAUGAUUUCGACGACGGAGUCUAAAAUUAUGUAGGUUAAGUACAAAUUCAAAUUAUUAAAAAGCCACUGUUCUUAUAAAGUAGUUGCACCUAGCGUAAAAUACAAUAAACCCGACGAGCUGUGAGUAUUUUGAGAUUUUAUCGUAUUUAAGGAAAUAAAAAGUAAUUAUGCAGUUAUUAUAGUUUGACUAUUGGUCAAAGUUAACAAUAUAGGUUUCAUUCCAGCCUAAAUAGGUUAAUUGUUUUCUAGUCUACGCAGCGACGCCUUAGAGUAUCAUCGAACAUGAUCUAUUUAAAUUCCAGUAGACUUAGAUCUAAAUUUGGAAGCUUAUCUCUGCUAUUAUUAUUUAACAUUUUGGUGUAUUCUGUUACAAAACUAUUACUGAUGAUCUUGCCGCUCUUGUUUUUUGACAAAAGUCAAUAUAGUUCGAGAUCGAUACUUGUGUUUCUUCAUCCCUAGUUCCUAUAACGAAACUAUUGAAAUCGUUAAUGAAUUUUCUUAUACCUACAAUUAGUUCAUUAGAUACUAAUUUUGGUUAUAGAUCCUCGAUAAAGCUAAAUGCCAUACUUAUCUAGCGUUCAUGAAAAAAAAGGUUGUGCACCACUUAAUAUAGAAAUAAACUACCUAAAUAUUCCCUUUUUCUGAAUUCUCUGAUAUUUUAACGUAGUAUAGAUAUAGUUUAAGGGAUUAGAGUAAUCAUAGCUUAACCAUAAGACGACAACAGCCGUCGAGAUAUUUUCGAUUCGUAUUUUUAUAAAGCAAAAGUUACGAACGACUAAGAUUGCUUUGCUUGUGCAGGGCCAAGGAUCAGGUGACUUCGGAAUUCUUUUGAUACCAGUUUAUUGAGUUCUCUGACUAAAUUAAAAUUUAGACAUUUCUUCAGUAAAUCUUCUUUAACACUAUUUUCAAAAUUUAAUUAUGAGUUAAAUAUUCCUCUAUUAGAUUCUUUUAUUUCAUUUUCGAGAGGCCCAGUGUUGAAAUUUGUAGGUAACACCCCCUUUACUCUCAACUAGUAUCAAACACCUUACGAAUCUUUGGACUUAUAUUCUUUGGAACUCGUUUGGAGUAAACGUGGUCAAAAUCAAGUAAAAAUGAAAAGUCACGCGACGUAGAAUGAGAAAACCGUCCAGUUGUGGCGGCAAACCCUCCGGUGGCAAAAUGAUGUAAGUCGCACUACGAAAACAAGCGAAAACGAUGUUGACGGCAAUUGAAAUAGAGGCGCGAUUCGCUUGCAAGGUCAAUGGGCACCCGAGGGCGCGAAUACAACAUGUAUAUUUCAUAUUUUUGGAUCGCUAAUUUUAAGAUGUUAUAUUUAUAUAUGUAUAUGUAGUAAUGGCGAAUACAAAAACAGUAUUUCGAGAAUGUAUUGCGCCAAAAGUUUUGAUGUAUUAAUUUUCCAUAAAAGUUAUUAUCUCAUUGUUUUAUUUCAAAUGGAUAAAUAGUUCGUUUAGCUAGUGGUCAUGCGUAUAUAUUUUUGGAUAGCGUGCACGAUUGCUUACGAGCGCCGAUGAACGUGGAGAAAAAAUACACAAAGAAAUGUAAAAAAAAAAUAUUUUUAACUGCAACGCAGAACCUCCGAAAGCAAUAAUAUUUUUGUGGUGAAAGUAACUCCGAUUUGUAAAGAGAGAGUAUUUUAUUAUCCACACGAUCGUCACAAACAGUUGUAGGAAGCUUUUAGUGCGGCCUUUGAGGUGCUCCUUUUAUGAAAACGAGGGCAAUUUUCAGGAUGAAUCAGCUGGAUUUUCGUCAGCGAUAUUUCACAGUUCAAACUUUGAGGUGCAAAAAAAACUUAUUAUUCAUGUUCGAAAUUCAAUGGGAUUGAAGGAAACUUUUCAAUGCCUCUUAAGAUAUUUCCCUUUUGAAAUAUUUUAGUGAUUCAAGUCGACACUGUAAACAAAAAGGUGAAGUAUCAACUCCUGGAUUUCUGUAUUUCAAUUCUUGUUAGGCUGAAAUAGUUGGCAUGAGUAGCGCCGAAUGCCUCGAGACAAGGGCUGUUUUACCCCCAUUUAAACGGGAUGGAGGUCAAAACAAUAAUUUGGACCCUACGUUAAUGUUUUGUGAGUUUCACGAAAGGAAAGGAGCAGAGCGACGGCUGACCUUAGUUUUGACCACUGCUAAAGAAAUAGUGCACUAGAUGUAGAACUAGUUAGAUAAAUUACUACUUAUAUAUAUAAAAUAAUAAAAAAAUCUUGAAAUCUAUACAUAGAAUUUAAAAUUAAAAGUUUAACUAAUACUUUUUAUUAUUAUAUUAUAAGAAGCUUGUUCACACAUUUUAACUUCAUAUUUAGUAAGUAAUCCUUAAGACUUAAAUGAUAGUAAUGUUACUAAAGGUACUGGAUUGGACUUAGUGAGACUACGGUUGGUUAUUUGAGUUCGUGUGGGCCGUAGAUAAAUGCUAUAAUUAUUAUGAAUUAUUAUGCCAAAGGCAAAAGUUUUUUUACAAUGUGAUAACGGCAAAGACCUUCAUUUGGAGCAUCUACUAGUUAUUUUUUUAGGAUAGAUUUUAGAUAUAGUCAAGUAUAUUGAUUUUCUACGGCGUUUUAAUAUUGAAUACAAGGCAUCUGCCCACUCAUAUUUUUAUUUAUUUUACACCAUUUAAUGGAAUACAAGACAUGGCAGUAUUAUUACCGAGAUAAGACGUUACAAAUAAUAAUUAGGUAUUAAUUUUGUUUAGUAUGAAGCAGCAAUAAAGCAUUUUCAAUUAAUGAAAAGCAUUUACAGACAGUUCCAAUAGAUAUUGUUGUACUUUAUUUAAAAUAUUGAUUGCAUUUUACCAAAAAUGCACCACCGAUCGCGUAGCCUGAAGUUCUUAAAGUUAAGUUUAUUCGUAUUAAAUAAGGAAAUUAUAAAAUGUUAUAAAAAACUUACGCCUCCAAAACUCUUUGAAAAUACGUACCUAUUCAAUAUCAAUACCAUAUAGCAGCAAUUUUUAUUAUUAUCAUGAAGUGGGCAGAAGUCUUUACGCUAUGCUUGCUUGGAUAAUAUUCGAGGAAAUUGUUUUAACAGAAACGAGCCUGCCUAAAGCGUAUUGCAUAUCACUUAGAAAUACUUAUGAGGUUUUUGAAAAGCGUUAAAGUUUUUUUUGAUAAUGCUAGAUACUAGUCCAUUGUUUGUAUUUUAUAGAUGCUAUUCAAGUUUCAUAGGGCUGUAACCGAGUUUUUGUUGUAGCAUUAUUUAUAGCUAAUUUGCAAUUAUACUUAUUGUAAAACUUGUAAGAAUUCAUUUUAAUAAUGUUAAGUUACGUACUUAAAUAUUUAGUUAAUUGUAUACAUCGACCUUAUUUAAAAAGUCUAAGAUAGCGUUGCCAAAUAUUUUAGUUUCGAAUAGGCUAAUUAUUGUGUUUUAAUUUUUGUUUUGCAUGUUAACGUUACAGCCCGAACCUUUUUAGAUAUUAGCGGGUCUACUACGUAAAACGAUUUCGAUAAUCAACUCUUCUUUCUCUCUUAUACAUUUAAGAAAUUCUACGUGAGAGACAGAGACAUGUAGAGUCGAAGUGAAACCGAUUUACAGAGUAACCAUAGACUUGUUGCUUACAGUUUUUAUAUUCUAGUGAUAAUACUUAGCUAAUUUUAUAAAGUUAUUUUAGAACCAUUAUUUGUUUAUGCCAUCCUAAGCGUUGUAUGAUAAGUUCUUCAUUAUAGCAAAAUAAGUCAUUGUUAUGUACUGCCAAGUUUCAAGGUUUCUAAAACACCAACGGACGUAUUUAAGGCUUGUGAUGUCCAAUGAUUUAUUUGAUUUCUGUUGAUUGAUGUAUUAAUGGUGUUGGAUGAUGGGAAGUGUACCUAGUCAAUGCUUGUUGGUGAGCUCGGAAUGUUCAUGGGAAUGUAAGAUUGAAACUGACUAUCAAAUAGGAUCUCCUGUUAUAACCUGUAUGUCACUUAAAAAGUUUUCAGUAACUACAGAAAAGCUGUCUCGUAAUGUUUAUAUAGUUUAUAAUAACCUAAAGCAAUAUAGAAGUAUACAAAGUUUAUUUAGGCGAUUUAUAUUCACCUAACGUGUAUAUAAUUUAGUGUUAAUAUUGAUUUUGUUUUAUUUCUUCCCACCCAACUUUUUGUUUGAGGUUAUUCAAUAUUCAUUAAUUGUACACAUCAAGAGCUUUAACUAAUUUUAUUUUCUAAUAGUACAACUUGAAAGAUAACAAGGUUUGGAAGCAAUCAUAUUAAAAUAAACAAAUAUAUUUUGUCAGUUUCAAUCAAACAAAUGAAUAGAAUGUGGUUUAAGUCACCGAUUAUAUUCUGAAAGAGGCAAAUUAUUGAUCAAACGAAUAAUUAUAAUAAACAUCGUGGAGAAAAGGCCAUACAAAAUGGUGGUGAACUUUUGGGAUUAAAAUCCCAUAAAUAAUUGUGAACUUACCUCUGUCAAAAUGUCGAGUGACUAAAAAACAAAGUCUUACUUUUAAAACGACUGCGUUUAUGUUAAAGUUGUUCCUAUGAUUCAUUUUGCACAGUUAGUAUAGAUUUUGGUGGUUAUUUUCUAGCAAUAAAUAAUAUUAUGUCUAUGUAUAUUGAUUUCUAUAUAGUACUCUAUCGAGUUCAGGUUUGCAUUAGGCAAGUAAAGAUUUUUAUUUAAAUAUUUUUUACUAAUUUUAGCAAACUGUUUUAUACCUAUUUAUUUAACAAUUGAAUAUACACUACAUUCCAUUUUCAGUUAACUUUACCUUUACCUUAUUUUGACAUGGUUCCAUCAAUUCUGUACUAUCUGUGCUGUUAAAAUAUGCUAUAUAUUUUAGUGUUAUUUAUUUGUAACCAAAGUGGUCAAAUGUAUCGACAAAAACGUUAUUCCAUUGCUUUCAAUGCCAGAAAAACAUAAAAAGUAAAAAAAACAGGAAAGUAAUAAAAAAUAUAAAUAAAAAAACAUAAAAUGUUCACAAAACUUAUUUUAUUUAAAUUCAAACGCUUUUGUCCGACAUUCGAUCACUUGGUUUACAAAACACCCUGUAUUCAAUAUAUUGUGAUCAAGAAAGCAAUUGUAUGUUACCGAGUGUACCUACCUUCGCACUGAACACAUUCCCUAUUUUAGUACAGUUGGACGCGAGAGGCCGGUCUGUCGGAUAAGUGUACUUUGAGAAAUAAUCUUCCUUUGUAAUUAUUAUAAUCUAUAAACACUACAAAUUGU